CUUAUGUCAGGGAGGUCGAAUGUAUGUAUGUUCACAUAAUAAAGAAAUUUAUUAAUUUCCUUGGGUUUAUAAGUGAAAGUGUCGCGUUUUGUCCGUUUGUGUUUUAUAGCUCCUACCUGGGAUCUGGUAAUGUUUGGUUAAAGGGCUCGUCAGAGCCCCUGAAAAAAUUCCGGACGUUGUAGUUGCUCCCGAUCCUUUGUCCAGUUUUGGCAGGGUUGUUAGUUAACAUCCACGCUGGCGCGUCGAGGGGCCCAGGGCGCCCCCCAGGGGCAGGACGACCUGGAGGACGUCGGAUUGGAGGCGAUUUGGGACGACAGGGGGGAAAAUUUAGUAGGGGACCGGUUCAGUUUCGAAGACUCGGACCGGUUCGAGGAAGACUCCAUGUGCAGUUGGAGUUCGGAACCGGAGAGUGUGUGCAACAACUGGAGGGGAUGGAAGAAACCGACCAAUAACAACCAAUCCGGGUUUUACGGGGGUUCUAAAAGAUCACCAGAAGUACCAUCGUUAACCGAACUGGCAGCGAAAUGUGUCGCCUCCCACAUCCCUUUUGAGUUAGUCGAGCACGUUUAUCCGCCGGUUCCUGAGCAACUGCAGCUUCGCAUAGCGUUCUGGAGUUUCCCGGAUAACGAGGAGGACAUUAGGUUGUACUCGUGUUUGGCAAACGGAUCCGCAGACGAAUUCUCUCGAGGAGAUAACUUGUACAGGAACCGUAUGGUGCAAGAUCCGUUGCAAAUUGGGUUCCAUUUGUCUGCGAGUGUGCAACAGGCCAGAUACAACAACUCUCCCGCUUCCACUCAUAAUGUCGCGGUCACGUUUGAUAGGAGGAGAAUUUCGUCUUGUAACUGUACCUGUCAGUCUCCCGCUUACUGGUGUUCGCAUAUCGUGGCAGUUUGUCUCACCAGAAUACAUUUGCCGGAAACGGUCACUUUACGAGCCCCAGUAUCCGAAUCUUUAUCGAGACUCCAUAGGGAGCAACUGCAAAAGUUCGCUCAGUAUUUGAUCAGUGAAUUACCGCAGCAGAUACUGCCUACUGCUCAACGACUUUUAGAUGAAUUGCUCGGAUCUCAACCUUCUGCCAUCAAUUCGGUGUGUGGAGCACCGGAUCCUACCGCGGGAGCCUCCGCUAACGACCAAACGUCCUGGUAUCUGGACGAAAAGACUCUGCACGACAACAUUAAGAAGAUUCUUAUUAAGUUUUGUGUGCCUGCACCGAUGGUAUUCAGUGACGUGAACUACUUGAGCACAGUGGCGCCCCCCGCCGCCGCGGAAUGGUCCUCACUACUACGACCAUUGAGAGGCCGAGAACCGGAAGGCAUGUGGAAUUUACUGAGUAUCGUACGGGAAAUGUUCAAACGGAACGACCGGAAUGCGGUACCACUUUUGGAGAUUAUUACCGAGGAGUGUAUGGCUUGCGAACAAAUUCUAAUUUGGUGGUUUAACACGAAAGUGGCCCUCUUAAGCGGUUCCUCCAGUCACGGGGGUUCCGGAGGGGGUAAACAUAACAACAUCAACAGUAACACGCAUGCGUCACAGCACGCCGGAUCUUCUCUAUGCGACGAAGUUGUGGUACUUUGGCGGUUAGCCGCCCUAAAUCCCGGAUUGGCGCCUUCUGAGCGUGACAUGUUACAUAGUCAAUUCACAACGUGGCACAUGAAAAUCCUGGAAAAGGUGUCAAAGUGCCGAAACACGACCACCUCAUCGGGUUCCAACUAUUACAAAAACGCGAGUUCCUUAAAAGCGGACUUAGAGAUAUUCACCGGGUUCAAACCGGCUAUAGAGGCCUGUUAUUUGGACUGGGACGAUUAUCCCAUGCCCGGGAUCACUUACACUUCGGACAUUAAUCCGAUGUACCACUGUCCAUUCACUUGUUUCAGACACGGACCGGACAGUAUAAGGGGAGAGGGACAGGUUCCUCAAGUGAACUCCUCGAAAGCGGUACUAAAUUGCGAGCCGGUGGUGCAUCAUCACGCCCACCACAGGCACCACUAUCACUCGAUCAGGAACCACCGGUUGGGGUACCUGAACGUGAUGUCCCUAAAUCCGGUCGAAUAUCCGGCCCAUCCGCACAUAAACCAUUUGAACGAACGGGACGGUAAUAGAUCGAGCGUUAGUAGUGAAGGAUUUUGUGAGGUCGACGACGACAUAAACAUCAUCAACCCCGCGCGUAACUUUAACGACUCGGACUCGCAGGAGGGUGGGGGUAGCGACUCGUCGUCCAGUAGCACGAGCAGCAGCAGGGACAGUAACACCCCCGUGGCGUUAAACCGUUGCGGUUUAGAUAACGCGUUGGGCGAUACACCGGAAACUGUCGUCGUCAAGGAUACGGUCGAUAAUUCUUGCGAUUCAGAGGCGUGCUUAGACGAAAAAUGGCCUAAAUUCGAACCUACCACGGACACGGAGGAGGAAUCGAGGAGACAGUCCAAGGACGAGAGCAGCAGCUCGGAAUCCCCGAAUUCCGGGGACGAGUAUUGUAUUUAUUUCUAUAAUAGGUCACAUGAGGAGGGUAAUUCGCCCGAUAAACCGUCUACAAGUCAUGUGGGUGCCUUAGCGGCGGACCAGACCGACGGGAAAUCGGACGUUUUCUCGGAAAUCCGGAAGUGUAACGACCCUUGGGACGUUUUGUUUGCCAGGGCGGAGGGUCUGUACGCCCAUGGACACGGUAGAGAGGCCUGCAUCCUGGGUGUUAAAUUAGCCGAGGAACUGUUGGCUAAUCCACCCAAUCUGAUGAUCGAAGUACCUCAGAUCCCGAAGAAGAAAGGAAAGAAGUCUUAUGUUAAUCCGGCGACGCAUCAGCUCAGUGUCGUAGCAUCGGGGACUUUAUCUAAGGGUGGCUUUUUGUGUUCGGUUUUAUCGGAGAACCCGGAACACUUUCAUCUGGCUUUCAGGGUGGGUAUGUUCGGUUUAGAAAUGGCCCGACCUCCCGCCAGUACGAAACCUUUAGAGGUAAAAUUGGCGAAUCAGGAGGUGGAACUGGUGAAUCAAUUGAAAAGACUGCCUUUAGGACAUAAGGAGUUACAAAUUUUAAGGAAACGAGCCGAACAAAUUAAAGACGGGACCCUAAAGUCUCGGGGCGAAGCCAUGCUGCCCAUAAUGUUGGCCAGUUUCAUUUUUGACGCACUGGUCAUACCCUCUAUAGUGGGUCGAGAUAGAUCGAAAAUCCUGCACCUAAGAUUGCCGACGGACGAACCGUUGGCGUUUGAGGCGGCAGUGGUGGCGUUGGGUUUAAAAGCGAACGUUUCAGAGGCGGAUCAUCCGCUUUUGUGCGAGGGAACUAGACGACAAAGGGGGGAACUUGCGAUUUCCCUGUUGACGUUUUACAAGGACGAUUGCUACAAAAUUUGCCGAAUCAUGGACAAACUACUGGAUAGGGAGGUGCAUCAGUUAUUGAAAACGCCAUUGAUAAGUUCGUACUACACGAACAAUCCACCGAUCCGAAGUCAGUUUAAUACGCCCAGAAGGGAGGACUGCGACAGCACUAUCGCUCCCAUAAGUCAGUUUAUGCCGCCUACCGAUGUCUUACCAAACGACUGUAACAACAGUAGGCCUCACAGUUCCACCAGUGCCGAAGUGGAACAAGGGGUGGCUAAUUUAGCCCUUAACGGUCAAGGGUCGCAAAUAGCACAGGGUGCAGUUUCAAGGACUAAAGACGGAAGGUAUAAAAAGAGAGCGUAUCCUUCAAUACCCAAUCAACCUUCGGAGGCGGGGGCGCAUUUUAUGUUCGAAUUGGCCAAAACGGUUCUCACUAAAGCCGGUGGUACCAGCAGUACCUCCUUGUUCACCCAACCGUCAUCGACGCAAAGUCACCACGGUCCACACAGGGCUUUGCACAUGUGCGCUUUUCAAUUAGGACUGUACGCUUUAGGACUACAUAACUGCGUUAGUCCGAACUGGUUGAGUAGGACUUAUAGCUCACACGUUUCUUGGAUAACAGGUCAAGCGAUGGAAAUCGGAGCAGCAGCGAUUUCAUUCCUCAUCGACACCUGGGAGGGUCACCUGACCCCAACAGAGGCCGCCAGUAUAUCCGACAGGGCGUCUCGCGGCUGCGAUAUUAACAUGGUUAGCGCCGCCGCUAAUCUGGCCAUUUCCGUCCUACCGCAUUCGCACGCCCUAAACCCGAACGAAAUUCAACGUGCGAUCUUGCAAUGCAAGGAACAAAGUGACGACAUGCUGGAACACGCGUGUUUGACCGUGGAAAGUGCCGCUAAAGGUGGCGGCGUUUAUCCGGAAGUUCUCUUUCAGGUGGCGAAAUACUGGUACGAAUUGUACAUUCGACAUACGCCCGGUGGGGAGCAACUCAUCGAUGCCGAUCUGCCUGUUCACGAUUCUUUAAUAGAUCCCCAUGCACAAUUAGUCGCCUUAAUAGAACCGCCCGUAUCUGGCGACGGAGCAGCAACGGCAACCCCGGUGGUGGUUACGACCGCCCCUCCACCAUAUCAACAUGGGGCUCCCCCUGUCGGCAUGUACUUGAGCCAUUACAACUUCUUACCGGCUCAUCCUACGGGAACCCCCAUGGGAUACGCAGGUCCGAUACCAUCGUUAGCCCCGGCAGCUCAACACGUGCACGUCCAGUACCAGUUCCCUUACCCCCCACCACAACCGGGAAAUCAACCGAUGCCGCCCUUCCCGCCACCGCUGGCCGCUCCCGCCUACGCCGCCCUACCGCCCCCCACUACAACUCAACAGAUGCCUUUUCCGAACACGCCCACGGUAGCACCGCAGUACACCAUUCAGUCGACGUCGCAGUACGCCGCCCCGCCCCCGCCCCCGGCCUCAUACGUAAACGCGACGCUGCCGAGUCAGCUACAGCAGCCGCCGGGGGCGGUUUUUUCAAGUCCGCCCCCGUCGGCGGGCGGCGGCGGCGGCGCCCCCCCGCCCCUGCAGUACUUCGGACCGAACGCGGUACCGCUACAGGCGCCCCAAGGGGCCCGAGGGCAGCAUAUGUUCGGACAACUACCGCCCGGAAUGGCUCCGCCACAUCCGUUCAUAAGACCCCACCGUCCACAACAGUUAAACCAAGCACAACUUCGGUAUUUACUGACCGCAUACCGCGUGGGAAUGUUGGCCAUGGACACUUUAGCUCGACGAGUGCACGAUGACCGACCGCAGGCCAAAUACGCCCGGAAUCCCCCUUACGGCGAAGACGUGAAGUGGUUGUUGAGGAUCUCGAAAAAUCUUAGUACGCAUCACCUGCACCACUUCUGCGUUUGCGCGGUCAACUCGAUCGUGAGCCCCUUUGUGCUGCACGACGUGGCGAUCGAGGCCGCGCAACAUUUGUCGCGCAACAACCCCGGCUUGGUCAUGCAACAUUUGCGCACCGCCCUGAUGCCCCUUGUUAAUAAAUGUCAGCAAAUGUAUAUACAGUGUAUGCAUCAGAAACUUUACCAUUUAACCACCGGAGAUUACGAGGAUUUCGUCAGUAUAGUUCUGGCGGCGAGGGCGGCCUUCCACAUAACCCCCGAGGGCAAUGUACAGUUUAAAGAAUGGCUCUCGUCCAUCAGGAGGUCGAAAUCGUGCAAAAAAGACCUGUGGCAACAGAUCAACCAGGCGCUGCAAUCGAACUCCAAAUGACAAAGGCCCGAAAAACCAGGGGGCGCCACCUGUACAUUACGUCGUUUCUCGCUCACCGAUGGCGACACCGUCGACCCCUCGAAUUACCCCCAGGGACCGUCUUACCACCUCCUCAACCCUUUACCGAUCGCGAAUCGCACCGUUCCGGAACCCAAUGUACAUAUUAUUCAACCCCACGGGAACCUAAUUGCGGAACCCGGGCACCUUUUAACGGGCACCAACGCGUUUCAAGAGGAACCCUUAGGGGUGCUCCCCUUGGGGGGAGGAUUCGAUAACAAUUAUCCUUUGCGAAAUUCCACUUUGGAGGUACAUCAAACGAUGAGGGUACCACCAUUGUCCAGGUUGGUACCCGAACAAUUGCUGUCUGACGUCAGCUACGUGGUGACCCCCCAGGGGCACCUGGUGGUACCGUUGAAACCGAAAGAGUCCUCUCCGGAGGAAAGGAGCGGGGCCCCCCUGGUGCAAUGUUUGAGGCGGCCGGGUGAACCGCCCGAUCUGAGGUUCGUCGAUUCGCCCACGGAUAGAGACGUGGCGGUUGGAGAGGGGGGGUUCCCGCCCCCCGACAGCUGAUUCGGACGGUUUUAGGUUCUUCGGGGUGAAAUUGAGGUGGAUAGGUGACCUUUAUUAAAAUUUACUUUCAUUUAUUGAUAUAAAAUAAGGAAGUCCUUACUUUUGUGUUUGUAUCAUUGGAAACGAGUUUUUUAAAAAAAAAAUUGACUUUUUGGGUUACGUAUUAAGGCUACUUUGAACGAAAUUGUUUUAUGAAUAUGUGUAAAAGAGUUGACGAGUUUAAAGGAGUUCUUAUGUGCUUUUGGGUCCGAAAACGGUCAAUAACUUGAAAACUACUUGAGAUAUUCGCAUAAUUUUUUUACAGCAUGAUAGUGGGUUUCCUGAGGAUGGAUUUGAGGGUAAAAACAUCUGUUUGGGUUAAAAAUUGUGGUAGGUAUGGCUGUUUUGGUUCGGGUAGGUUUUUUGCGACUUUUUUUUAACAAAUUCUAACUUUGAUUCAGAAUAUCUUAAGAAAUAAUAGAAAUAUUUUUAAAAGGUUUUUACUCCAAGAAAGUCCAUUUCUUGCCAAACAAUUUCAUAUGAAAACGAUUCUUGUACCUCAAAAACUUUUUGAGUUAGAGGGAAUUUUGUCCAUCAAGGUCCUAGAACCACCAAAUUUGAGGUUUAUAGAACCAAGUUGCAAUUAUAAGAUUUUUAUUUAUUACCCGACAUUUUUGGUCAUAACUUGGAAACUACUUAAGAUAUUCUCAUAAUUUUUUCACGUCCUGAUAACGGGAUUCCUGGGGAUGGAUUUGAAGGUAGAAACGUCUUUCUGGGUUAAAAAUUGUGGUAGUUACGGCUGUUUUGGUUAAGGUAGUUUUUUUUGCUGUUUUUUUAAAUAAAUUAUAACGUUGAUUCAGAAUAAUUUAAGAAAUAAUGGGGAUAUUCUUAAAAGGGUUUUACUCCAAGAAAGUCCAUUUCUUACCAAACAAUUUCAUAUGAAAACGAUUCUUGUACCUCAAAAACUUUUUGAGUUAGAGGGAAUUUUAUCCACCAAGGUCCUAGAGCCACUAAAUUUGAAAUUUUUAAAACCAUGUUGCAAUUAUAAGGUUUUUAUUUAUUACCCGACAUUUUUGGUCAUAACUUGGAAACUACUUAAGAUAUUCUCAUAAUUUUUUCACAUUCUUAUAACCGGAUUCCUGAGGAUGGAUUUGUGGGUAAAAACGUCAUUCUGGAUUAAAAAUUGAGGUAGCCAGGCUUGUUUUGGUUGGGCGAACUAUUCUUUAUAGUUCGACUGCCUGGAAUUGUAAAAUAAUUUUAAUUCUACUUUGUAGCGACAAUUUAUCAAUUGGAUUGAAAUCGGGGGAUUAUGCCGGCCAUUCCAAAACUCGAACUAUGUUUUCUCGAAAAUACUCGCGAACAGUAUUUUAUUGGAUCGUAAAACGCUUAUUAGAAAUUAAUCAGUUGUAUCCCUAUUUAUCUAUCAAGAGAAAUUUGACAGUUCAACUGCCUUAAAUGGCAAAAUAAUUCUAAAUGAGCUUUAUUGUCUUAACAUAAAUAUUUAUAUACAUUUAAAAAAUAUAAAAGUUUAAAAUAAAACAAAAACAGGAACAGGAUCGGUCCUAAAAAGUACCACACAUAAAUAUAAAUAAAACAUACAAUUUGAAUCUAGAAAGUAUUUAUUUAAGCAGUAAAAGGGUGAAUAAACAUUAAGUCUUCAGAACGAUAUUGAAAUUACACGAUUUUUAUUUAAUAGCCGACAUUUUUGAUUAUAACUUGGGAACUACUUAAGAUUUUCUCAUUAUUUUUUCACAUCCAGAUAACGGGAUUCCUGAGGAUGGAUUUGAGGGUAAAAACGUCAUUCUGGGUUAAAAAUUGAGGUAGGUAUGGCUGUUUUGGUUGAGGUAGUUUUUUUUGCUGGUUUUCUUAACAAAUUAUAACUUUGAUUCAGAAUAAUUUAAGAAAUAAUGGGGAUAUUCUUAAAAGGAUUUUACUCCAAGAAAGUCCAUUUCUUACCAAACAAUUUCAUAUGAAAACGAUUCUUGUACCUCAAAAACUUUUUGAGUUUGAAGGAAUUUUGUCCACUAAGGUCCUAGAGUCACCAAAUUUGAAGUUUUUGGAACCAUAUUGCAAUUACAAGAUUUUUAUUUAUUACCUGGCAUUUUUGGUAAUAAGUUGAGAACUACUUAAGAUAUUCUCAUAAUUUUUUCACAUCUUUAUAAUGGCAUUCCUGAAGAUGGAUUUGAGGGUAGAAACGUUUUUUUGAAUUAAAAAUUGAGGCAGCUAGGGCUGUUUUGGUUGGGGUAAUUUUUUUUGCUAUUUUUCCUAACAAAUUCUCACUUUCCUCGUGAAUAUCUUAAGAAAUACUGGGGAUAUUCUUAAACGGGUCUUAGUGCAAGAAAGGGUGUUUCUUACCAAACAAUUUCAUAUAAGAACGAUUCUUGUACCUCAAAAACUUUUUGAGCUGGAGGGAAUUUUGUCCAUCAAGGACCUAGAACAACCAAAUUUGAAAUUUUUAGGACCAUAUUGCAAUUACAAGUUUUUACUUAUUACUUGACAUUUUUGGUGUUGUUAUUUGUUUAAUUAGAUGCACAAUGGUUGGGUAAUUACAACAACGAAAACAGAAACAGACAGAAACGAGAAGCAUACAUUUACCGGCGCAACAUUCUAUUUUUAAAACCGACUGACAGGCUAGACACCUGCGGCGUCAUCACACGGUCUCUAUUUUAACAUAAAAGGAGUGGGAGACAAACAUUAUAUUUUCUGGUUAGGUUUAUUACAAGAGCGAGGGAAUAAAUUUAUGCUUAAAUAUAAAAGAAACUAAACAGCUAUUAUUAUGAAGGGAACGCUGUACUCGUUGUAUUUGAAUUAAGUAUUUCAACAUUUGGUCAUAACUUCGAAACUACUUAAAAUAUUUUCAUAAUUUCACAUCCUUAUAAUGGAAUUCCUGAGGAUGGAUUUGAGGGUAAAAACGUCUCUCUGGGUUAAAAAUUGUGGUAGUUAGGACUGGUUUGGUUGGAGUAGUUUUUUUUUGCUACUUUAUUAAGAAAUUCUAACUUUCCUUGAGAAUAUCUUGAGAAAUAAUGGGGAUAUUCUUAAAAGGGUUUUACUCCAAGAAAGAGCGUUUCUUACCAAAUAAUUUCAUAUGAAAACGAUUCUUGUACCUCAAAAACUUUUUGAGUUAGAGGGAAUUUUGUCCAUCAAGGUCCUAGAACUAUCAAAUUUGAAGUUUUUGGAACCAUAUUGGAAAUAAACGAUUUUUAUUUAUUAGCCAACAUGUUUGGUCAUAAAUUGGAAACUAUUUAAGAUAUUCUAAUAAUUUUUUUAGAUCAUUAUAAUGGGAUUCCCGAGGAUGGAUUUGAGGGUAGAAACGUCUUUCUGGGUUAAAAAUUGUGGUAGUUACGGCUGUUUUUUUGGUUGAGGUAGUUUUUUUUGCUGCUUUUCUUAACAAAUUAUAACUUUGAUUAAGAAUAAUUUAAGAAAUAAUAGGAAUGUUUUUAAAAGGGGUUUACUCCAAGACAGUCCAUUUCCUACCAAACAAUUUCAUAUAAAAACGAUUCUUGUGCCUCAAAAACUUUUUGAGUUAGAGGGAAUUUUGUCCACCAAGGUCCUAGAGCCAUCAAAUUUGAAGUUAUUGUAGUUAAAAAUAAAUUUUAUGCAUUAGCACACAUUUUUGAUCAUAACUUGAAAACUACUUAAAAUAUUUUCAUAAUUUUUUCACAUCCUUAUAAUGGGAUUCCUGAGGAUGGAUUUGAGGGUAAAAACGUCUCUCUGAAUUAAAAAUUGAGGUAGUUAGGGCUGUUUUGGUUGGGGUAGUUUUUUUUGCUACUUUUUUUAACAAAAUCUAACUUUGCUUGAGAAUAUUUUAAGAAGUAAUGGGAAUAUUCUUAAAAGGGUUUUAGUCCAAGAAAGGGUGUUUCUUAGCAAACAAUUUCAUAUCAAAACGAUUUUUGUACCUCAAAAACUUUUUGAGUUAGAGGGAAUUUUGUCCAUUAAGGUCCUAGAACAACCAAAUUUGAAAUUUUUAGAACCAUAUUGCAAUUACAAGUUUUCAUUUAUUACCCGACAUAACUUGGGAACUACUUAAGAUAUUCUCAUAAUUUUUUCACAUCCUGAUAACGGCAUUCCUGAGGAUGGAUUUGAGGGUAAAAACGUCUCUCUGGAUUAAAAAUUGAGGUAGUUAGGGCUGUUUUGGUUGGGGUAGUUUUUUUUGCCACUUUUGUUAACAAAUUCUAACUUUUCUUGUGAAUAUCUUAAGAAAUAAUGAGGAUAUUCUUAAAACGCUUUUAGUGCAAGAAAGGGUGUUUCUUAGCAAACAAUUUCAUAUAAAAACGAUUUUUUUACCUCAAAAACUUUUUGAGUUAGAGGGAAUUUUGUCCAUCAAGGUCCUAGAACAACCAAAUUUGAAAUUUUUAGAACCAUAUUGCAAUUACAAGUUUUCAUUUAUUACCCGACAUAACUUGGGAACUACUUAAGAUAUUCUUAUAAUUUUUUCACAUCCUGAUAACGGCAUUCCUGAGGAUGGAUUUAAGGGUAAAAACGUCUCUCUGGAUUAAAAAUUGAGGUAGUUAGGGCUGUUUUGGUUAAAGUAGUUUUAUUUCUUACUUUUUUCAAGAAAAUCUAACUUUGCUUGAGAAUAUUUUAAGAAGUAAUAGAGAUAUUCUCAAAAGGGUUUUAGUGCAAGAAAGGGCGUUUCUUACCGAUCAAUUGCAUAUGAGCCUUCCGAAUUUAACGAGAUUAUCCCCAAAGCGCUCAACCUUGAAAUAGACCCGAUCAAAAUUCCCAAACCUCCAAGUCCGAUUUCUCAGCCCCUAGGGGCUUAUAUUAUUUAAUCAUCAUCAUGAUUAUAUUAAUUAAAAAUGCACUUGGAAGAGUUUAAAAGUCAUCGGGCUUUUUUUUCUAUUAAUGUAUUUUUCGUAGCAACUUAUAGAAAUAGGUCUGCUGAAUGCCUAAAACUACUUCAAAAUCUGACCUCAGGCAAUAUUAUGUUAUAAAUUCCCUAAAAGUAUGCCGCUAUUUAUUGGAAAGAUUCAUAUAUUUCUUAAUUUUUACUACUUUCUAUAUUGAAAGAACUCGUCCAUUAUCUCAAAGAGACCUACGUAACUCCAGAAAAAAGAAAAACUCCUCUAAGUCUCAGUCUCAAAAUAUCUUUUUAUGUGUCAAUCAGGUUACAGUACAUUGAGUGCAUUGAGUACUUAGCAGGUCAUCUAGCUAUAAGGUCUGAUGAUGCCUUAUUAGCGAAACAUGUUCAGGUUACAUGUUGACAACACAUAAAAAGAUAGUUUGAGCCUGAGACUUAGAGUUUUUAUUUUUUCUCCACUUUAAAAAAAUUAAGUCUAAAAGUGCACCGGUGUCCAAAUAAAACGACUAAUUCAAAACCUCUAAGAGCCAGGGGGGGGGAGUCAACCCGAUUUAAACCGUAAAACAGUUUUUUAUAUUAAUAAUUAUUGUUUUCGCAUUAAAUUCCACCAAAGACGGUUUGAGCGUUUAAGGUAUGUUACGACGAUGGAUGGUUUCACUCGCUUGGAAUGCGGCCUAUUUAUUCAUUUAUUUACUUAUAACGUCGAUAACUUCGCGAGUUAUUUUAGUGUUAAAUAAACGCGCGUAUUAAGAGGCGAUUUUUUUUCUUAGUGUCCGCGCGUAAUAAAUAAAGUGAACUCGGAUUUGGCGUCCUUCAAUUUACAAAUAAGGUAAAUUGAUUUAUUUAGAGGUUUUUUUUUUAAAGUCUGAAAAUCGCAUCUUAAAUUAUACGGGGUGUUCGAAAAAUAGACGCAGAUAUUUCAAUGGGUGCAAGCAAAAGUUUCUAUAAACGUGGGUCCGGAAAUGCACAGUUUUCAACAUACAGGGUGAUAAAUUUUUUUUUAAAUAUUAAUUGUGACACUUGUCAAUGUCAAACCUUCAUGCAGAAAUGAUUUUUGUUUUCCAAGGCACCGGUGAUUUUUUUACCAUAAACCAAUUAUGUCCAGUGGCGUGCAAUAAAACGGUAUUUAUUUAUUUUUCCGAAGACGUGAAUUGACAUACGAAAAAAAUACAGGAGGCGAAAAAGUUGUAUUUUUAAAUGUUUAAUCAAACAACGUAUAUUAAAGUUUAAAAAAGGCAAUGACGUACAUUUUUUUGUCCCCCGGGACGCCACUGGACCUUAUAAUUUUAAUCUAAUUAGGGCUUAAUUAGCCCCUUAAUACGACAAGUAAUACUGCCAAAUUUCAAAAGAAUCGAGUAAAUAUAUUUUUUUUAAUAUUAAUUAAAAAAAAAAUGUAUUACCCUGUAUCUCAAAAACUGUACAGGGUGGCCAGAUAAGAAUGCAGAGUGCUGUAUUUUGGAAACUAUACGUCGUAGAGACUUGCGGUAAAAAAUUUUAUAACUAAAGUGGCCAAAAGAAUACCGUGGGAAAUAUUUUCAGAUUUCCAAGAUGGUCGCCAGGGGGCGUAACCUCCAUCUUAAAUUUUUUAAGUGAUUUUUCACUGAAAUCUACCCAGUAAACGAAAAAAUAUAUGCUUUGCUAAUUUUUGUUUAGCACUUUGUGACGUAUCUAUUAAAAUAAAGUGGUGGGGGGCAAUUCAAUGUUUUUUAAAUAAUAAACAGCUGUGACUCCUAAACGACUGAAUGGAUUUUAACAAACUUGGUCUCGUUGGAAGGCUUUGUUUUUUCACAAUUUUUUCACCUUCUUAUAAUGGCAUUCCUGAGGAUGGAUUUAAGGGUAAAAACGUCUCUCUGGAUUAAAAAUUGAGGUAACUAAGGCUGUUUUGGUUGCAGUAGUUUUUUUGCAACUUUUUUUUAACAAAUUAUAACUUUGAUUCAAAAUAUCUUAAGAAAUAAUGGGGAUAUUCUUAAAAGGGUUUUACUCCAAGAAAGUCCAUUUCUUACCAAACAAUUUGAUAUACAAACAAUUCUUGUACCUCAAAAACUUUUUGAGUUAGAGGGAAUUUUAUCCACCAAGGUCCUAGAGUCAUCAAAUUUGAAGUUAUUGUAGUUAAGAAAAAUUUUAUGCAUUAGCAGACAUUUUUGGUCAUAACUUGAAAACUACUUAAGAUAUUCUCAUAAUUUUUUCACAUCCUUAUAAUGGCAUUCCUGAGGAUGGAUUUGAGGGUAGAAACGUCUUUCUGGGUUCAAAAUUGUAGUAGUUACGGCUGUUUUAGUUGAGGUAGUUUUUUUUGCUACUUUUCUUAACAAAUUCUAACUUUCCUUGAGAAUAUCUUAAGAAAUAAUGGGGACAUUCUUAAAAGGGUUUUAGUGCAAGAAAGGGUGUUUCUUACCAAACAAUUGCAUAUAAGAACGAUUCUUGUACCUCAAAAACUUUUUGAGUUAGAGGGAUUUUUGUCCAUCAAGGUCCAAGAACCACCAAAUUUGAGGUUUAUAGAACCAUAUUGCAAUUACAAGAUUUUUAUUUAUUACCCGACAUUUUUGGUCAUAACUUGAAAACUACUUAAGAUAUUUUUAUAAUUUUUUCACAUCCUUAUAAUGGCAUUCCUGGAGAUGGAUUUAAGUAUAGAAACGUCUUUCCGGAUUAAAAAUUGAGGUAGCUAGGGCUGUUUUGGUUGGGGUAGUUUUUUUUGCCACUUUUCUUAACAAAUUCUCACUUUCCUCGUGAAUAUCUUAAGAAAUAAUGGGGACAUUCUUAAAAGGGUUUUAGCGCAAGAAAGGGUGUUUCUUACCAAACAAUUUCAUAUAAGAACGAUUCUUGUACCUUAAAAACUUUUUGAGUUAGAGGGAUUUUCGUCCAUCAAGGUCCUAGAGUCACCAAAUUUGAAGUUUUUAGAACCAUAUUGCAAUUACAAGAUUUUUAUUUAUUACUCAACAUUUUUGGUCAUAACUUGAAAACUACUUAAGAUAUUCUCAUAAUUUUUUCACAUCCUUAUAAUGGCAUUCCUGAGGAUGGAUUUGAGGGUAGAAACGUCUUUCUGGAUUAAAAAUUGAGGUAGCUAGGGCUGUUUUGGUUGGGGUAGUUUUUUUUUGCUACUUUAUUUAACAAAUUCUAACUUUCCUCGUGAAUAUCUUAAGAAAUAAUGGGGAUAUUCUUAAAAACUUUUAGUGCAAGAAAGUCCAUUUCUUGCCAAACAAUUUCAUACAAAAACGAUUCUUGUACCUUAAAAACUUUUUGAGUUAGAGGGAUUUUGGUCCAUCAAGGUCCUAGAGUCACCAAAUUUGAAAUUUUUAGAACCAUAUUGCAAUUACAAGAUUUUUAUUUAUUACCCGACAUUUUUGGUCAUAACUUGAAAACUACUUAAGAUAUUCUCAUAAUUUUUUCACAUCCUUAUAAUGGCAUUCCCGAGGAUGGAUUUGAGGGUAGAAACGUCUCUCUGGAUUAAAAAUUGAGGUAGCUAGGGCUGUUUUGGUUGGGGCAGUUUUUUUUGCUACUUUUCUUAGCAAAUUCUCACUUUCCUUGUGAAUAUCUUAAGAAAUAAUGGGGAUAUUCUUAAAAGGGUUUUAGUGCAAGAAAGGGUCUUUCUUACCAAACAAUUUCAUAUAAGAACGAUUCUUGUACCUCAAAAACUUUUUGAGUUAGAGGGAUUUUGGUCCAUCAAGGUCCUAGAGUCACCAAAUUUGAAGUUUUUAGAACCAUAUUGCAAUUACAAGAUUUUUAUUUAUUACUCAACAUUUUUGGUCAUAACUUGAAAACUACUUAAGAUAUUCUCAUAAUUUUUUCACAUCCUUAUAAUGGCAUUCCUGAAGAUAGAUUUGAGGGUAGAAACGCCUUUCUGGAUUAAAAAUUGAGGUAGCUAGGGCUGUUUUGGUUGGGGUAGUUUUUUUUGCUACUUUUCUUAACAAAUUCUAACUUUCCUUGAGAAUAUCUUAAGAAAUAAUGGGGACAUUCUUAAAAGGGUUUUAGUGCAAGAAAGGGUGUUUCUUACCAAACAAUUUCAUAUAAGAACGAUUCUUGUACCUCAAAAACUUUUUGAGUUAGAGGGAUUUUUGUCCAUCAAGGUCCUAGAACCGCCAAAUUUGAGGUUUAUAGAACCAUAUUGCAAUUACAAGAUUUUUAUUUAUUACCCGACAUUUUUAGUCAUAACUUGAAAACUACUUAAGAUAUUUUCAUAUUUUUUUCACAUCCUUAUAAUGGCAUUCCUGAAGAUGGAUUUGAGGGUAGAAACGUCUUUCUGGAUUAAAAAUUGAGGUAGCUAAGGCUGUUUUGGUUGGGGUAGUUUUUUUUGCUACUUUUAUUAGUAAAUUCUAAUUUUCCUCGGGAAUAUCUUAAGAAAUAAGGGGGGUAUUCUUAAAAGGGUUUUAGGGCAAGAUAGGGUGUUUCUUACCAAACAAUUUCAUAUAAGAACGAUUCUUGUGCCUCAAAAACUUUUUGAGUUAGAGGGAGUUUUGUUCAUUAAGGUCCUAGAACCGCCAAAUUUGAGGUUUAUAGAACCAUAUUGCAAUUACAAGAUUUUUAUUUAUUACUCAACAUUUUUGGUCAUAACAUAAAAACUACUUAAGAUAUCCUCAUAAUUUUUUCACAUCCUUAUAAUGGCAUUCCUGAAGAUGGAUUUAAGGGUAGAAACGUCUCUCUAGAUUAAAAAUUGAGGUAGCUAGGGCUGUUUUGGUUGGGGUAGUUUUUUUUGCUACUUUUCUUAACAAAUUCUAACUUUCCUUGAGAAUAUCUUAAGGAAUAAUAGGGAUAUUUUUAAAAGGGUUUUAGUGCAAGAAAGGGUGUUUCUUACCAAACAAUUUCAUAUAAGAACGAUUCUUGUACCUCAAAAAAAUUUUUAGUUAGGAGGAGCUUUGUCCAUUAAGGUCCUAGAGUCACCAAAUUUGAAAUUUUUAGAACCAUAUUGGAAUUACAAGAUUUUUAUUUAUUACCCGACAUUUUUGGUAAUAACUUGGGAACUACUUAAGAUAUUUUCAUAAUUUUUUCACGUCCUUAUAAUAGGAUUCCUGAAAAUGGAUUUGAGGGUAGAAACGUCUUUCUGGAUUAAAAAUUGAGGUAGCUAAGGCUGUUUUGGUUGGGGUAGUUUUUUUUGCCACUUUUCUUAACAAAUUCUCACUUUCCUCGUGAAUAUUUCAAGAAAUAAUGGGGACAUUCUUAAAAGGGCUUUAGUGCAAGAAAGGGUGUUUCCUGCCAAACAAUUUCAUAUAAGAACAAUUUUUAUGGCUUAAAAACUUUUUGAGUUAGAGGAAGUUUUGUCCAUCAAGGUCCUAGAGUCACCAAAUUUGAAAUUUUUAAAACCAUAUUGCAAUUACAAGAUUUUUAUUUAUUACCUGACAUUUUUGGUCAUAACUUGAAAACUACUUAAGAUAUUUUUAUAAUUUUUUCACAUCCUUAUAAUGGCAUUCCUGGAGAUGGAUCUGAGUAUAGAAACGUCUUUCUGGAUUAAAAAUUGAGGUAGGUAAGGCUGUUUUAGUUGGGGUAGUUUUUUUUGCUACUUUUAUUAAUAUAUUCUAACUUUCCUUGUAAAUAUCUUAAAAAAUAAUGGGCAUAUUCUUAAAAGGAUUUUAGUGCAAGAAAGGGUGUUUCUUACCAAACAAUUUCAUAUAAGAACGAUUCUUGUACCUCAAAAACUUUUUGAGUUAGAGGGAGUUUUGUCCAUCAAGGUCCUAGAACCACCAAAUUUGAAGUUUAUAGAACCAUAUUGCAAUUACAAGAUUUUUAUUUAUUACCCGACAUUUUUGGUCAUAACUUGAAAACUACUUAAGAUAUUUUUAUAAUUUUUUCACAUCCUUAUAAUGGCAUUCCUGGAGAUGUAUUUGAGGGUAGAAACGUCUUUCUGGAUUAAAAAUUGAGGUAGCUAGGGCUGUUUUGGUUGGGGUAGUUUUUUUUGCUACUUUUUUUAACAAAUUCUAACUUUCCUUGAAAAUAUCUUAAGAAAUAAUGGGGACAUUCUUAAAAGGGUUUUAGUGCAAGAAAGGGUGUUUCUUACCAAACAAUUUCAUAUAAAAACGAUGCUUGUACCUCAAAAACUUUUUGAGUUAGAGGGAGUUUUGUCCAUCAAGGUCCUAGAGUCACCAAAUUUGAAGUUUUUAGAACCAUAUUGCAAUUACAAGAUUUUUAUUUAUUACUCAACAUUUUUGGUCAUAACAUAAAAACUACUUAAGAUAUUUGUAUAAUUUUUUCACAUCCUUAUAAUGGCAUUCCUGAAGAUGGAUUUGAGGGUAGAAACGUCUCUCUGGAUUAAAAAUUGAGGUAGCUAGGGCUGUUUUGGUUGGGGUAGUUUUUUUUGCUACUUUUCUUAACAAAUUCUCCCUUUCCUCGUGAAUAUCUUAAGAAAUAAUGGGGACAUGCUUAAAAGGGUGUUAGUGCAAAAAAGGGUGUUUCUUACCAAACAAUUUCAUAUAAAAACGAUGCUUGUACCUCAAAAACUUUUUGAGUUAUAGGGAGUUUUGUCCAUCAAGGUCCUAGAAUCACCAAAUUUGAAAUUUUUAGAACCAUAUUGCAAUUACAAGAUUUUUAUUUAUUACCCGACAUUUUUGGUCAUAACUUGAAAACUACUUAAGAUAUUCUCAUAAUUUUUUCACAUCCUUAUAAUGGCAUUCCUGAGGAUGGAUUUGAGGACAGAAACGUCUUUCUGGAUUAAAAAUUGUGGUAGCUAGAACUGUUUUGGUUGGGGUAGUUUUUUUUGCUACUUUUCUUAACAAAUUCUAACUUUCCUCGUGAAUAUCUUAAGAAAUAAUGGGGACAUGCUUAAAAGGGUGUUAGCGCAAAAAAGGGUGUUUCUUACCAAACAAUUUCAUAUAAGAACGAUUCUUGUACCUCAAAAACUUUUUGAGUUAGAGGGAGUUUUGUCCAUCAAGGUCCUGGAGUCACCAAAUUUGAAAUUUUUAGAACCAUAUUGCAAUUACAAGAUUUUUAUAUAUUACUCAACAUUUUUGGUCAUAACUUGAAAAUUACUUAAGAUAUUCUCAUAAUUUUUUCACAUCCUUAUAAUGGCAUUCCUGAGGAUGGAUUUGAGGGCAGAAACGUCUUUCUGGAUUAAAGAUUGAGGUAGCUACGGCUGUUUUGGUUGGGGUAGUUUUUUUUGCUACUUUUCUUAACAAAUUCUAACUUUCCUUGAGAAUAUCUUAAGAAAUAAUGGGAAUAUUCUUAAUAGGGUUUUAGGGCAAGAAAGGGUGUUUCUUACCAAACAAUUUCAUAUAAGAACGAUUCUUGUACCUCAAAAACUUUUUGAGUUAGAGGGAGUUUUGUCCAUCAAGGUCCUGGAGUCACCAAAUUUGAAAUUUUUAGAACCAUAUUGCAAUUACAAGAUUUUUAUAUAUUACUCAACAUUUUUGGUCAUAACUUGAAAAUUACUUAAGAUAUUCUCAUAAUUUUUUCACAUCCUUAUAAUGGCAUUCCUGAGGAUGGAUUUGAGGGCAGAAACGUCUUUCUGGAUUAAAGAUUGAGGUAGCUACGGCUGUUUUGGUUGGGGUAGUUUUUUUUGCUACUUUUCUUAACAAAUUCUAACUUUCCUUGAGAAUAUCUUAAGAAAUAAUGGGAAUAUUCUUAAUAGGGUUUUAGGGCAAGAAAGGGUGUUUCUUACCAAACAAUUUCAUAUAAGAACGAUUCUUGUACCUCAAAAACUUUUUGAGUUAGAGGGAGUUUUGUCCAUCAAGAGCUAUCAAAUUUGAAGUUUUUGGAACCAUAUUAUAGUUACAAAAUUUUUAUGCAUUAGCAGACACUUUUGGUCAUAACUUGGAAACUAGUUAAGAUAUCCUCAUAAUUAUUUCACAUCCUCACAACGGAAUUCCUGACGAUGGAUUGGAGGGUAAAAACGUCUUGUUAAAUUAAAAAUUGCGGUAGUUAGGCCUGUUUUGCUUGAGGCAGUUUUCCACUUAUUUAAACAUCAACUUUCGAACUUUUUACGACACGUUUUCGAACCCAUAUUCAUAAGAACCUCCCAUUAAUAAAACUUGUCUAAACAAUCAAUUACAAACAACGUUUCCAAUCAUACACAUAAAUCGAACUUUUUUUUAAAACACUUAAUUCGUUAAAUGUGACGCACCGAUGGGUCACACGGAUCGAAAUUCGAUUUUAGAGCCGUGUACCGUCCUUGCGUCACAACACGCAGUUUGACAAACAUGCGUUAGUUAAUUAAUUAAUAUCUUUUAAGGCAAGUAAGUCCUUUUUAUAAUUUAUGGUUAGUUCAAUUAUUUAAAUGUUAUACAAAGAGGUUAAAAAGGAAAGUGAUUGUUUUUUAACCCCCUUGUACAACCCCCUCGACUGUUAUAUAGCUAGUUAUUAUUUGACUUAUAACCGAUUUCUACACAUGUGUUUUAUAUUAUAUUAUAUUACCUUCAA
Molecule: messenger RNA, 19255 nt
Organism: Anthonomus grandis grandis
Lineage: Eukaryota; Metazoa; Arthropoda; Insecta; Coleoptera; Curculionidae
Product: zinc finger SWIM domain-containing protein 8 homolog
Exons: 37
Coding region: 382-5568 (1728 amino acids)
Cellular component (GO): Cul2-RING ubiquitin ligase complex
Molecular function (GO): zinc ion binding
Source: RefSeq, a predicted model, not a curated record